Aspergillus glaucus CBS 516.65 is the source of this 1093-nucleotide messenger RNA. RefSeq lists its product as uncharacterized. The transcript has 2 exons. Bases 210 to 914 code for a protein of 234 amino acids. Lineage: Eukaryota; Fungi; Ascomycota; Eurotiomycetes; Eurotiales; Aspergillaceae. The record is from RefSeq and is a predicted model, not a curated record.
UUUUUUUUUUUUUUUCGCGCUUCUGCUGGGCGGUGGUAACUGGCAGAAAGUUUACUGAAGGCGGUGUAUACUAUGGCCUGAGGUGUCGGUUUGCUUCCGCCCGAUUGGGAAAUGUUGGCUACUCCGCGGUUCCACGACAUCGCUUCAAGCCUGUUGAACAUCUUGCGCUCUCCAUCACAGCCAGGAACAGUACAAUACACGACAUCAUCAUGGCAGAAAUCGCCUUUGCAAAAUCCUUCCUCUCCGCCCUCGACCCCAAACCCGUCAAGCUACGCGCCGACUAUGUCCUCCCCCCGGAACAAGUAGACCUUCGCGGUCCGUACCUCCUCCCCCGCCUUCCCCCGUCUCAUCCACCCAUGCCCAAGAAAACCAAGUCCACCACGGCCCCAGGCUCCUCGAAAUCAAUCACCAUCCACCUAAAAUCCACCCGCAACCCUUCCCUCGAAUUCACCCUCCCCACCGCCCCCCUUACCACGACAUCCGUGGAGGAUCUGAAAGACGCUGUGCGCGAGCGCGUCGUCGAUGCCAGCGGUAACAAUGUCUCUGUUGAGAAGAUUAAGAUACUGUAUAAGCGGAAGCCGGUUUCUGGGAAGACGGUUGCUGAGGUUUUGGCUGGUGCUGAUGAUGGGUUGCUGGGUGGGGGGAAGGAGGUUGAGUUUGGGGUUAUGAUUAUGGGGGGUGCGACUGUUGUUGAACCUCCUGUGAGUAGGACUGGAACUGGGACUGAGGAGAAGGGUGGAGGUGAAGGGGAGGUUACGGCGAAGCCGGUUGUUGGGCCGAGUGGGGAGGAUGUUUUGGAGACGGAGGCGUUCUGGGAUGAUUUGCAAGGUUUCCUUAUGCAGAGGGUUAAGGAUGUGGAGGAGGCGAAGAGGUUGAGGGGGUUGUUUAAGGGGGCUUGGAGUUCAGGGAGGUGAUUUUCAUAUAUAUUUAAUUGGAUAUAGAUGAUACCUUGAAUGUGGAUAUGAUUUGACAUUCGAUGUUCUGUAUGGCAUUUGAUUGACUCGGUCGAAAAAGAAUACCUACUUCAUACGGAGUGUCAUGUAUCAAGCGACGUUCAAAGCAGUCACUAUAAAACGGACAUCUACAGCAGGCA